Molecule: messenger RNA, 2484 nt
Organism: Cucurbitaria berberidis CBS 394.84
Lineage: Eukaryota; Fungi; Ascomycota; Dothideomycetes; Pleosporales; Cucurbitariaceae
Product: NOL1/NOP2/sun family putative RNA met
Exons: 3
Coding region: 80-2332 (750 amino acids)
Biological process (GO): rRNA base methylation; maturation of LSU-rRNA
Cellular component (GO): nucleolus
Molecular function (GO): RNA binding; rRNA (cytosine-C5-)-methyltransferase activity
Source: RefSeq, a predicted model, not a curated record
GUUCGAGGUCCGAGCAGACAUCGUUGAAUACACCCUCCACCUAUUCUCUCCCUUACACCUUAGUGUAUCAAUCGUCGCCAUGGGUCAAGGUCGUCGCAUGAAGAAGCAGGGCAUGCCCGAGCCAUUAGACGAGUCGCUUGUUACACGGAAACGAAAAGACGCGCCGGCUGCAGUAGACCCAGAGCGAAAGAAGAGAAGCAGAACAGCGGCUAGAGAGGCUAAAGAGGCCAAGGCCAAAGCUGCACCACCGAAGAAGGCUACAGUAGUCAAGGGACCCAAAGUCAAUGGAGCCAAGACGAGGGUCAACGGAAAGCCUGCGAAGAAGUUCGCUCCACCGCCAUCCAACGAUGAAGACGAAGUCUCGGACAGCGCAGAUGCCAUGGAAGAUGACCUACAAAACGUAAACGUCACUGGACUCGAUGCGCUUGGCAGUGCAUCUGAAGACGAGGACGAAAUUGACGACGAUGCAUUCGAUUCAGAUGUCAUGGACUCGGACACAGACGUCCGGAAGGCCAUGUGGUCAGAUGACGAAGACGACGAGGACAUCGAGGAGAAGCUCACAGCGGCAAACAUUGCAGGUCUAUCGCGAAAAUUGGACAUGCAGAAAGCCAUCGAAGACGCGGAGGCACAAGCUGAGCUUGAGGAGGGGAACAUGCAGACGAACAUCGCUGGAGAGAGGCCGAAGAUCUUGGAAGAUGCGGAAGACGAAGAGGGACGCCCGAUAACGAACCUCGUCACACAGGACAUACAGCUCCUCCGCACGCGGUUGAACGACACUAUCCGAGUUCUUGACGAUUUCAAGAAUCUUGCAGAAGAGGGCCGAUCAAGGGCAGAGUACCGAGCACAGAUGUUGAAAGACAUUUGCGCUUACUAUGGCUACUCUGAAUUUCUUGCCGACAAGCUCCUCAACCUCUUCCCCCCUCGCGAAGCCUUCGCCUUCUUCGAAGCCAACGAAACACCCCGCCCCAUUGUCAUUCGCACAAACACCCUCCGCACACAUCGUCGUGACCUCGCACAAUCCCUCAUCAACCGCGGCGUACAACUUGAGCCUGUAGGAAAGUGGUCCAAAGUCGGUCUACAGAUUUUCGAGUCGCAAGUACCUCUUGGUGCUACACCUGAGUAUCUGGCUGGCCACUACAUUCUUCAGGCUGCUUCUUCGUUCUUGCCUGUCAUGGCGUUGGCGCCACAAGAGAACGAGAGAGUGCUGGACAUGACUGCCGCCCCCGGCGGUAAGACGACGCAUAUCGCAGCGUUGAUGAAGAAUACUGGGUGCAUAUUUGCGAACGAUGCGAACAAGGAUCGUUCCAAAGGUCUGAUCGGUAACAUUCACCGUUUGGGAGUCAGGAACAGUGUUGUCUGUAAUUACUCUGCGCUCGAGUUCCCGAGGGUUAUGGGUGGGUUUGACAGGGUAUUGCUCGAUGCGCCUUGCUCCGGCACUGGUGUCAUUGCGAAGGAUGCUAGUGUCAAGACCAACAAAACCGAAGCCGAUUUCAUGAAGCUGCCCCAUCUCCAAAAGCAACUGAUCCUUUCGGCCAUCGAUUCCGUAGAUCACCACAGCAAGACGGGCGGCUACAUCGUGUACUCCACCUGUUCAGUCACAAUAGAAGAAAAUGAGCAGGUCGUGCAGUAUGCAUUGAACAAGAGGCCUAAUGUCAAGCUCGUUGAGACUGGACUUACGUUCGGCAAGGAGGGUUUCACAAAUAUUGGAGGCAAGAUCUUCCAUCCUUCGAUGAAGAUGACGAGGAGAUACUAUCCCCACACGUACAACGUCGAUGGCUUCUUCGUUGCCAAGUUCAAGAAGAUCGCUGCCACGCCACUCAACGCUGUGGGCGCCAAUGAAUCAACCAAGCCCAAAAGUAAGACUGCGACAAAUAAGGUCGUUCAACUCGAAGUUGUUGAUAAUGCCCCGAUUCGUGAGGAAGGCGACGAGUCCGGAUCAGACUUUGGUGACUUUGAUGAAGAGGAGGAUCAGAAGUACAUUGAGCGUGGACAGGCGAAGGAUCUACGUAGGAAGGGCAAGAACCCGAAGGCUGCACCGCCGCCAAAGGGUGACAAAGCUGCAAAUGGAGCUGAGAGCAAGAAAGUUCAAGAAGCCAAGAAGGAGGUCGCUGCUGUCAAUGUUGAGGAGCAAGCUAACAAGAAGGAGAAGAAAGCUGAUGGAACAAAGGGGGCCAAGGUUGCCAUAUCAAAUAGUGUAAGCAAGAAGGAGAAGAAGGCUGGUGGGGCUGAAGUAGCUAAGCCUACCAAGUCGAAUGGCGUUAAUGGUAACGGGGGCGAAGCCAAGUCGAAGAAGGAGCGGAGAAAGAGCGGCGAGAAGAAGAGCAAGGCAUAGUUGUACCUAUUAGCGGUUGCUGUCAUAAAGCGAGCGAGACUACGAAUCAACGAGAUCCUGAUUCGCGAAUACUGUCCACCAGUCUACUUAUAUGCACAAUCUUAAUGUUCUCAGAUCAUAUCACUUCACGUUGUAUACAAUUCAUCAAUCAC